Molecule: messenger RNA, 5434 nt
Organism: Ctenopharyngodon idella (grass carp)
Lineage: Eukaryota; Metazoa; Chordata; Actinopteri; Cypriniformes; Xenocyprididae
Gene: ifnlr1
Product: interferon lambda receptor 1
Exons: 8
Coding region: 1925-3457 (510 amino acids)
Molecular function (GO): protein binding
Source: RefSeq, a predicted model, not a curated record
AUCAGGCAUAACAUUAUGACCACCUUCCUAAUAUUGUGUUGGUCCCCCUUUUGCUGCCAAAACAGCCCUGACCCGUCGAGGCAUGGACUCCACUAGACCCCUGAAGGUGUGCUGUGGUAUCUGCACCAAGAUGUUAGCAGCAGAUCCUUUAAGUCCUGUAAGUUGCGAGGUGGAGCCUCCAUGGAUCGGACUUGUUUGUUCAGCACAUCCCACAGAUGCUCGAUUGGAUUGAGAUCUGGGGAAUUUGGAGGCCAAGUCAACACCUCAAACUCGUUGUUGUGCUCCUCAAACCAUUCCUGAACCAUUUUUGCUUUGCUUUUUUGAUCCUGCUGAAAGAGGCCACAGCCACCAGGGAAUACCGUUUCCAUGAAAGGGUGUACAUGGUCUGCAACAAUGCUUAGGUAGGUGGUACGUGUCAAAGUGGCAGGACCCAAGGUUUCCCAGCAGAACAUUGCACAAAGCAUCACACUGCCCAUAGCGCAUCCUGGUGCCAUGUGUUCCCCAGGUAAGCGACGCACACGCACCCGGCCAUCCACGUGAUGUAAAAGAAAACGUGAUUCAUCAGACCAGGCCACCUUCUUCCAUUGCUCCGUGGUCCAGUUCUGAUGCUCACGUGCCCACUGUUGGCUCUUUCAGCGGUGGACAGGGGUCAGCAUGGGCACCCUGACUGGUCUGCAGCUAUGCAGCCCCAUACACAACAAACUGUGAUGCACUGUGUAUUCUGACACCUUUCUAUCAGAACCAGCAUUAACUUCUUGUGCAAUCUGAGCUUCAGUAGCUCGUCUGCUGGAUCGGAUCACACGGGCCAGCCUUCGCUCCCCACGUGCAUCAAUGAGCCUUGGUCGCCCAUGUUGAACCAUGUGUCUUCAUCAUUGUCAUGUGUAAAUUACUCAAAACAGUCCUGCCCACUGAUAGACACGCAAAUACUAAUCCUUAACUAACAAGGACUAAUGAACAGUGUUGGGGAAAGUUACUUUUAAAAGUAAUGCGUUACAGUAUUGCGUUACUCCCUAAAAAAGUAACUAAUUGUGUUAAUUAUGUACUUUUUUUUGCAUUACUUUUCUCACCUGGGCUGGGCUUGCUUGUUUGUUUUUUAAUAACAACAAAAAAGUUCUAUUUUUGGUUAAUGUAAAGGCCCUUUCACACCAAAAGUGAAAUGAAUAAGCACAGCAGAGCUGUCAGUCAAUAAAUGUGAAAAAGUUACUUGGUUACUUAUUUGAAAAAGUAGCUUAGAUAUUUUGUCAUAAAUUGAAAAGGUAAUGCAUUCAUUUACUAUUUAAUUGAAAAAGUAAAAUGAUUACAUACUGUAACUCAAGUUACUUGGAAUGCGUUACACCCGACACUGUUCAUAAACCAAAGUUAACCUUUUGUUUACUUUUGUUCGUCAGUCACGCAUUCAGUUACAUGUGAUGUCAUGCUGUAAAAUGAUUGUGUUUUAUGUCAUUACAGGUAAUAUAGUACAGCACAUGCCAACUGAACCACCCUCAUCCCAGCCCGAAGGUGUGCUUCCUUUCUCCCACACCUUUCUGUGAAGUGCUUCAUUUCCAGUUUCAGUUUUUCAGCUGAUAAAACCUGAAAUUCUAGAUGUGGUUGUGGUGAGGACACCUCUAUAGACGCCCCUUAAUGGGUGGAGGCCAACAGCAGAAAACAGGAACAUGCUGAUAAGACGCUCCAAAGUUCACAGGCACACCUGAGGAUGGGUAGACGUUUCUCCAGACUGGUUAGAGAUGUACCAGAGCGUGUAAAGCGGGGACGGACUCUGUCAUUGUGUUGCGCAUGUCCCACCGUACAACUUAAUGUGAUUUUUUUUGUGGAAAUGACAAUUAGUGGGAGAGUCUCAAGGAAAUAAUGAGAGGAUUGUGUCUCUGACCAGUGGAUUUUUAUCUGAAGUUUCUCAUUUGGAGAUAUUCUCACACGUCUGGAUAUGUGGCCUCUCAGAGCUGCCAUUUUUUUGCUCUGUUGUGCUGGUUGUUGGUGCCAGAGCUGUAAUCUGACGAAGGCUUAUUUCAAGUCCAAGAAUUUCUUCAGCGUUCUCCAUUGGGAUGCUGUUGACAUUCCGGGUCAAACGGUUCUCUACAGUGUUCAGUACAACCUUUAUGGGAAUUCGUAUCAACCGGUGACAUGGUGCCAGAACAUCUCCGCUCCUGUUUGUGAACUGACUCAUGUGAUGAGUGAUGUCUUGACCAAAUUGACCAUUAAAUGUCAUGCCAAAAUCACUGUCGAUGGACAGUGUGUGGGUGAAGUCAAGUUUGCUCCAUUCCGGCAAACCACUUUGGCAGCACCACAGCUGUCAGUAGUAUCCAACAAAACUCAUCUGAAUGUGACGGUGUCCCCGCCGAUGAUCCCUUGGAAUCACUCCAUUGAAAGUAUCAAGUCCUGGGGAGGCGUUAAGUACAUAGUUCAUCUGACACAUCCCAAGUCAAUGAAGGGAAAGGUAUUUGAGAACACCUCUCGCUCAGUGUUCAUAUGGCUUGUGGAAACAGACGUGCAGUACUGUGGCGAUGUGGUAUAUACGCUCACACAUCCCGGCUGGUCCAAUCACAGUCAAAGCGCCUCCUUUUGUGUGAAUGUCUCAGCUCCUAAUUCCUGGUUUCAUAUCUUAAUGUGGCCUGGUCUGCUGGCUCUGCUGCUGCUCAUCAGUCUCCCAAUUAUGUUUUGCCAGCUGUAUGUAAAGAGAAAGCGUUCCUUACCGAAAACUCUGAUACUGUCAAAGAACAACAGUCCUCCAUUUUAUUCAAAUCCCCGGGACGACAUAUCUAAAGUGAAAGUGUGGCCUGGAUAUGAUCCACUGUCCAUAUUUCCCCAGCAGAAGUCAGAGAUCGUGGAUAAUGUGAAUGCUUAUGCAUCUCAGGAGCCCUACAGAUGUCAACAGGAAGUCCCGGUGCAUGACAGCGCAGAGUCUUCAGUGCACUACAGCUUUUGUUUGCCAGUCCAAAACUCCAACAAACCAUCAUCCAACGGCAGAACAGAGGAGACCAGCUUGGAUUCAACUGGUUCAGAAUCCGUUUUGAUCAUUUCAGACGCUGUAAGAAGCAGCGAGACUCUGGUGGUACCAGUUAGGCCCACUGAAAAUGGUGCGCUGCAGUUUCAUGACAGUUUAUUUCAGUUUGACACUGAUCUAAGUUCUCCAGCUGUAGCUCAGGUUUUAGAAGGUUUAACUGGAGAACAAACACCUUUACUAACUGAUCUAAUUCAGAAGGACUCCAGGUGUAACUCAGCCUACCUGCCUGUACAUGUUUCUGACAUUGUGACGUCAAACUACAGGCAGAACUGGCUGCCGGGGAUUCCUCUUGAGGGAAAACAAGACCAGAGGACUUAUAUUCUGAGGACAGACCACCUGCAGAACUUAACUGAACCUAAGGAGGACUUCAGAGAUGAAGAGGAACCUAGAGUUGGUGUGAUUAUUCUAGACAGAUGGGCGCUGGAGAUGCAGGGAUUGUCUUUGUCUUGCAACUAACCGGCGGAGCGUUUAACUCUUUCCAGUGCUCAUUUGAGUACGUCAAUGCAAGACAAAGAGAUGUUUGAUGGUCAUCUAAAGGUGACAGAACAUCUUCUGUUGGUUCUCGCCAGCUCAUUGCGUCAGGUAGAUGGACCGUGUGAUGGACACCGGCAACACUGAAGGGAAUUUCAAAAGCAGCGAGUGUUUUCACACUGGUUGUGCACUUUGACUGAAACGAAGCUUAUCUGUAGCAUUGCCAUAUUCACAAGUGUUAUCCCAUUUCAUUUUUCCACACAAAUCAAUGUUUUAACUUAUUAAAUGAAUGCAUGAUGCAUGAGUCAAAAUGUAGGUAAACUUGAAGUACGUGGUGAAACAUUUCAUUACUGCAUUGCAAAACAUUUUGACAUUGACUGUUUUGACAGUAUUUGUUGCGCUAAACUGAAUAACGUGAAAGUCGGCAUUCUGAUCAAAACCUAUUUAACUUCUGACGUAUUUCAGAGUGAAACAGGAUAUUCAAUAGCUACGUUUACAUAUCUGUUUACAAUCGGAUUGAUGGCUCAGUCAGACUGAGAAGCCUUCAUGUAAACAUGUACAGUUUCAAACGGAUUGAAAGGGAUGGUGUUGACCUGAUAUUAUCCGAUAAACAGGAAAAAAUUAAGCAUGUAAACUAGGGGUGUGAUGAGACACGAGGUUGAGUUCACGAGAACGAGACAAAAGAUUUUUACACAGUAUUUUUAAGAAAUCCUCAAUGACUAGAAAAAUAGUCUGCAGUAUAAAUCAGGCUUAAGAUAGCUUUCAUAUUGGGAGAAAUUUGCAUGCAUCACGGAGCCGCUUUCAAAAUGCGGGGUAUUGAAAUACCCGCGCUUGCGUUUUACUUUCGCUUUCGCGCGUACUCUGUGAAUAGGGAGCGGCGGUGCUGAGCGCGCAAUCUAAAAUACAAGACAUUUGUCAGACGUUUAGGUUCUGUUGUGUAACGAAUCCUCCGCCAUGGUCUUGUCAGUCAUCUCGACACGUGAUCAGUGAACUCUGAUUCCUGACUCUGCAGCUUGUGUUGGAUGAGCUGGAUGGGAUUGAAGUGACCGUUAUCCAAAUGAAUUAAAUGGUUUUUAUUUCUAUAAAAAGCAAAACGACAGUGGAGGUGUAAUGUAAACAUAGCGGUGGAAUAUUCUAUCCUAAUUUCACCCUCACACUCCGUCAUGGCAAUAUCACAUGAGAGCUUUUCAGAAGUCUCGUCACAUUGAUUUCGUGGGAUCUCAUCACACCCCUAAUAUAAACACUUGAAUGUGAAUUGGACUCAAAAAUACCUCGUGAACAUGCAUGAAUUUGUCGUGAUAUGCAUGCUUACAUCAUGUCUGUUUUACAUCUCUUACAUCUUACAAACUGGUCAGUGGUUGACACUCAAUAUUUACAGUACUAAAUAUCUGCUAAAAACUCCUCUGACGUACAUUUCAGCUUUCUUUGUAAAUAUGUCAUCAAAGCAAAAUGACAUUGAAGGGUUUGACUUUAUUUUAAUGUGCUGCUCAGUGGAAAACAAUUACAGACCUGGGAGGCGUUUCUGUUAAAGCACCUCUUAAACAUAAUGCUGGAAAUUUCCAGUCGUGAAUGACAUGUAUUUGCAUACCAGACAAAAGACUCAUGUUCCUUGGAGUUUGUGUGAAAGGCUUUGUGGGGAUUUCACAUUUAGUAGUUAUGAGGAAGUGCUGAAGUGUGUUCAGAGAUGCGUGAGACAAAAGCUCUUUGUUAUGGAGGAAACAAACACUGUGGUAAUUCAGUGAGUUUGGGGUUUGCUUUGGGGGAAGAAAAUCUUCUGACUUAAUAGUCAAAAUCUUCUGUAAUCUCAGCUAAUCCUGCAGCAAGAUUUACAGAUGUUUGUCCCUCAAACAUGUCACUUUCUUUAUAUUAUCUAUAUAAUGUACUGCCCAUCUUAUGUUGGACAUUUGAUUAGUAGUGUAUUGAUUUCAUUGGUUCAGUAAAGUUUAAAUUGAAUUCUAUUAA